UAGCACUCCAUUAUUCUUUUGGCAACUUUGUUUUGCUAUAAAAUAAAUCACAAUAAAUAAACUAUGGCUGCCUACAUCAAUCGCACAGUUUCAAUGAUUGGAGGAGACAGCCAACUUCGUGUAAACGAUGCUAGAAUUGACAAUUCUCCUCUCCAGAUUUUCGUCAAAGCGAAAAAGAAAAUCAACGAUAUAUUUGGAGAAAUUGAAGACUAUGUCCAGGACACAAUGAUUUUUAUGGAAAGUCUUCAAGAUGAUCAUAAUAUCAUUAAGAAAGAAGAAAUUGAAAAUAUCAAGGGUUAUGUUAAUAAAGUUCAUGGUAUUCGUGAUGUUCUCAAGCGGGAUCACAUGAAAGUAGCUUUUUUUGGAAGAACCAGCAAUGGAAAAAGCACAGUCAUUAAUGCAAAGUUAAACAGUGUUCAUAUCAAGAUUUUCAUAAGUAUAAGAAAACAAUCGAGAGUUGAUUACAAUACUAGUGACAAAUUUUGCAUACUGCAUAAUUAUACCAUAUGA
Chelonus insularis is the source of this 510-nucleotide messenger RNA. Its product is annotated as transmembrane GTPase Marf-like. Gene Ontology annotation, cellular component: mitochondrial outer membrane. The transcript is spliced from 3 exons. Gene Ontology annotation, molecular function: GTPase activity. The coding region runs from base 64 to 510 and encodes 148 amino acids. Gene Ontology annotation, biological process: mitochondrion localization; mitochondrial fusion. Lineage: Eukaryota; Metazoa; Arthropoda; Insecta; Hymenoptera; Braconidae. The record is from RefSeq and is a predicted model, not a curated record.